Messenger RNA from Physeter macrocephalus (sperm whale), 2202 nucleotides. Its product is annotated as transient receptor potential cation channel subfamily M member 2. The annotation marks the transcript as partial. Gene Ontology annotation, biological process: release of sequestered calcium ion into cytosol. The transcript has 14 exons. Gene Ontology annotation, molecular function: ligand-gated calcium channel activity. The record is from RefSeq and is a predicted model, not a curated record. Lineage: Eukaryota; Metazoa; Chordata; Mammalia; Artiodactyla; Physeteridae. Gene Ontology annotation, cellular component: plasma membrane.
AUGGAGCUGGCAAUGCUGAGGCGUCGGGAUGGAGCCGGCUCCAGGCAGGAGGACGGCUUCGGGGUGCAGCCCAGGAGGGUGGCCGACCUGGGCAUGGUCCCCAACCUCCGGCAAAGCAGCAGCAGCCUCUGCAGGAGCAGGAGGUCGCAGUACCCCUUCGGCACCUGUGAAAAGCAAGGAAACCUUAGUUCAUGGAUUCCUGAGAACAUCAAGAAGAAAGAAUGCGUGUACUUUGUGGAAAGCUCCAAACUGUCCGAUGCUGGGAAGGUGGUGUGUGAGUGCGGCUACACGCGUGAACAGCACUUGGAGGAGGCCACCAGGCCCCAUGCCUUCCAGGGCAAGGAGUGGGACCCGAAAAAGCACGUCCAGGAGAUGCCAACAGAUGCCUUUGGUGACAUCGUCUUCACGGGCUUGGGCCAGAAGGUGGGAAAGUACGUCCGCCUCUCCCAGGACACACCCUCCAGCCUGAUUUACCACCUCAUGACCCAGCACUGGGGCCUGGACGUCCCUAACCUUCUCAUCUCCGUGACGGGCGGGGCCAAGGACUUCAACAUGAAGCCCAGGCUGAAGAGCGUCUUCCGAAGAGGCCUGGUCAAGGUGGCGCAGACCACAGGGGCCUGGAUUAUCACCGGGGGGUCCCACACGGGCGUGAUGAAGCAGGUGGGAGAGGCGGCGCGGGACUUCAGCCUGAGCAGCAGCUACAACGACGGGGAAGUGGUCACCAUCGGAGUCGCCACGUGGGGCACCCUGCAUAAGCGGGAGAGCCUGAUCCACCCCGCGGGCGGCUUCCCAGCUGAGUACGUCAUGGAUGAGGACGGCCAAGGGCACUUGACCUGUCUGGACAGCAACCACUCCCACUUCAUCCUUGUGGACGACGGGACCCAUGGCCGCUACGGCGUCGAGAUUCCCCUGAGGACGAAGCUAGAGAAGUUCAUAUCGGAGCAGACCAAGGAAAGGGGAGGCGUGGCCAUCAAAAUCCCCAUCGUCUGCGUGGUGCUGGAGGGGGGCCCCGGCACUCUGCACACCAUCUACAAUGCCAUCACCAACGGCACCCCAUGCGUGAUCGUGGAGGGUUCAGGACGAGUGGCUGACGUCAUUGCCCAGGUGGCCAGCCUGCCCAUCUCCGAGAUCACCAUCUCCCUGAUUCAGCAGAAGCUGGGCCUGUUCUUCCAGGAGAUGUUCGAGACCUUCACCGAAAGCAGGAUUGUGGAGUGGACCAAAAAGAUCCAAGACAUCGUCCGGAGGCGGCAGCUGCUCACUGUGUUCCGGGAAGGCAAGGAUGGCCAGCAGGACGUGGACGUGGCCAUCCUGCAGGCCUUGUUGAAGGCCUCCCGGAGCCACGACCGCUUUGGCCACGAGAACUGGGACCACCAGCUGAAGUUAGCAGUGGCGUGGAACCGCGUGGACAUCGCCCGGAGCGAGAUCUUCACGGACGAGCGUCAGUGGAAGCCCUCAGAGCUGUACCCCACGAUGACGGCCGCCCUCAUCGCCAACAAGCCCGAGUUCGUGAAGCUCUUCCUGGAGAACGGGGUGCGGCUGAAGGAGUUCGUCACGUGGGACACCCUGCUCUACCUGUACGAGAACCUGGAGCCCGCCUGCCUCUUCCACUACAAGCUGCACAAGGUGCUGGCCGAGGAGCCCGAGCGUCCGGCCCCCCGCCUGCAGAUGCACCACGUGGCCCAGGUGCUGCGGGAGCUCCUGGGGGACUCCACGCAGCCGCUGUACCCCCGGCCCCGCUCCAGCGACCGCCCGCGCCUCCUGCUCCCCGUGCCCAACAUCAAGCUCAACGUGCAGGGAGUGAGUCUCCGGUCCCUGUACAAGCGUUCAUCAGGCCACGUUGCCUUCACCGUGGACCCUGUCCGUGAUCUUCUCAUUUGGGCCAUCAUCCAGAACCGCCGGGAGCUGGCAGAAAUCAUCUGGGCUCAGAGCCAGGACUGCAUCGCUGCGGCCCUGGCCUGCAGCAAGAUCCUAAAGGAGCUGUCCAAGGAGGAGGAGGACACGGACAGCUUGGAGGAGAUGCUGAUGCUUGCUGACGAGUAUGAACAGAGAGCCAUCGGGGUCUUCACCGAGUGCUACCGGAAAGAUGAGGAGAGAGCUCAGAAGCUGCUGGUCCGCGUGUCGGAGGCCUGGGGCAAGACCACCUGCCUGCAGUUGGCUCUGGAGGCCAAGGACAUGAAGUUCGUGUCUCACGGGGGCAUCCAG